UCUCAGCUCCAACGGUUCAUUUCGAGCAGGGCGCAGCGAAGGCCACACGGUUUGUUCAAUCUCCACGGUAUGGGCAGCCUGGUACGGGUAGGCACCAGAUGUACAGGAGCGGCUUGCGACUGAGAAGCCAAAAAGGAGAUAAAGAGAGAAAGGGUUUUAGCGGCGUCACAUUUCGUCGCUGGGUGACGGCUAGCACCGGCGGCCUCUCACUUCACGGCGUCGAGACUUCUCGAGUCACAAUGCCGAAGAUGUUCGGCUUCUCUCGCCGUCGAACGAAGCUUGGGAGGCCAAAAGUGGGCGAUCCUUCCCAGGGGCCCCAGAGCCCUGUCCGCCCCACCAAAAGCUCAUCGCAGAUCAAUGAAGACUCUUUGGUUGGGGCGUCGGCUAGUGGCCGGUCGGAGGAUCAUUACUGCGAUUGCUCUAUGGCUGGAUUGGGCAUCAGUAAGUGUGGCGUUGGAUGUUCUGAGAACUGGAUGGUGUUGCCGACAACAGGGGACAAACCAGCUCCUCGAUUUCAACAUGCAGCGGCUGUUGUUGGGAGUAAAAUGGUGGUGGUUGGUGGGGAUUCUGGCAAUGGGAUGCUGGAUGAUACAAUGAUACUUAGUCUGGACAAACUUUGUUGGGCUCCUGCUUCCAAGAUCUACCGUUCGCCAGCUGGGUUGAAAAUCCCUGCAUGUAAAAAUCAUUGUUUGGUCUCUUGGGGAAAGUUGGUACUUCUGGUUGGAGGCACAACUGACCCUCACAGUGAUGGAGUAGUAGUCUGGUCCUUCGAUGUAGAUGCUGAAUGCUGGUCUCAUGUGGAAGUGAAGGGUGAUGUUCCGGCUGCUCGUAGUGGUCAUACUGUCAUCAGAGCAGGUUCAAUCCUGAUUCUUUUUGGGGGCCAAGAUACUAAAGGGAGAAAACUUAACGACCUCCACAUGUUUGAUCUGAAAUCUUCAACAUGGCUUCCAUUGCAUUACACAGGAGCUGGGCCAUCUCCAAGAUCAAACCAUGUAGCUGCUCUUUAUGAUGAUAGAUUUCUUUUUGUGUUUGGAGGGCAAUCAAAGUCCAGGAUUCUGAAUGAUCUCUACUCUCUUGACUUUGAAACAAUGGUAUGGUCAAAAAUAAAGAUCAAAGGUCAUCAUCCAUCACCUAGGGCUGGCUGCAGUGGCAUCCUUUGUGGAAAUAGAUGGUAUAUUGUUGGUGGCGGAAGCAAGAAAAAACGAUAUGCCGAAACCUUGGUCUUUGAUGUUUCAAAAGUUGAGUGGUCUGUUUCUGUUACAUCAUCUAAUGACUCUAUAGCUACUAGUAAAGGAUUUAGUUUGGUCUCUGUGCAUCACAAUGACAAGCUAUUUCUAGUUGCUUUUGGAGGAAACAGAAAAGAGCUAUCAAAUCAGACUGAAAUAUUGGUAAUGGUAAAAAAUGAGCAUUCAAUGAGCUGGAGAUGUGUACCAGGUGCUGAUGUUUUACCCUAUGAGGAUAGCUUAGGAAACCCCAAAGAUCUUGCUGCUCAUGUCAGCAGCAAUCCUCAACCGCGUUCGCUUGGGAGAUUUGGUGUUGCUUCUGCGGUGGAGCAUCAUGCUUCUGGUAGGAAAUCGCUGUCUGAUUCAUCUAUUGAUCCAAAUGCUAGUUCUGGCACUAUUUCGCUUCGCAGGCAAUUUCAUAAUGAGGAAGAGUACAAUGCUAAACACAAGAUGCAUAAAACUCCUGAAGAGGACAAAUAUAAGGUGUCUAAUUGUGCCUCAGAACGGCAUAAUCCAAGCUCACAGGCGGUGGACGUUAUGCACAAGCCACAAGAAACUACAGUUAAGGUGGAUAUAGCAGGGAUUCUAGCAUCCUCAGAAGAGAAUUCAGUAAUAUUCAACAGUGAUAAUUCCCUUCCACGUCAGAAGCCAGGAGAUUCUUGCCACCCAUCGUGCAGUGAUCACAUUGCACAGGCAGAACCUGUUGAUGUUGAAGCAGUUCCUCUCUCGAACCCGGCAAAUAUCUAUCAAUUGUAUGAAACAAAGGUUGCUAACUUGGUAAGGAAAAAUGCCCUGCUCGAAGGGCAACUUUCCACUUCAUUGGCGAAUCAAGAAGCUACUGAGAAAAACCUGUCGUUAGUUCUGAAAGGAAAGCAGGAAACAGAGAAAAAGCUCAAUGACACUCUGAAGGAAGUUGAUUUGUUGAAAGAGAAGUUGACAAAUUUGGAACUAAUUCAGGAAGAGGCAAAUAGUGUCUCCAACUUGGUUCACUCUGAUAAUGUGAGGCUUGAGCAUGAUGUAGCUUUUCUUAAAGCAGUUUUAGAUGAUACCCAAAAGGAGCUGCACUCUACUAGGGGAGUACUUGCUGGAGAAAGAGCAAGAGCCUUUCAGCUUCAGGUAGAAGUUUUUCACCUGAAGCAAAGAUUGCAUUCUUUUGAGAACAGGGCACCAACGCCUAGAAAACCUUUCCACAUGUAGAUUCAAGACAAGGCAUUAUCUUUCUUUUCUAUUUUGACUAAAAAAUCUGUAUAGAUUUCGACUGAAAGAUUGAUUGCUGGAAUUAUGAUGAGUUCUGUACUUUAAGUUUUA
This is a messenger RNA of Dendrobium catenatum, 2531 nucleotides long. Its product is annotated as tip elongation aberrant protein 3. Gene Ontology annotation, molecular function: protein binding. The record is from RefSeq and is a predicted model, not a curated record. Bases 99 to 2420 code for a protein of 773 amino acids. NCBI's taxonomy places the organism in Eukaryota, Viridiplantae, Streptophyta, Magnoliopsida, Asparagales, Orchidaceae. The transcript has 17 exons.